This is a messenger RNA of Spirometra erinaceieuropaei, 2034 nucleotides long. The record is from the annotation of a GenBank genome assembly. NCBI's taxonomy places the organism in Eukaryota, Metazoa, Platyhelminthes, Cestoda, Diphyllobothriidea, Diphyllobothriidae.
AUGUUUGCGGAUGACAUGAAGAUAUGGAAUGUAAUUCGGGAUCCUGCCGACGAAGACAGACUGCAGAUGAACCUGAAUCGGUUGGAGGAGUGGUCAAACCGUUGGCUCCUGCGGUUCAACGUUGCCAAAUGUAGCAUACUUCGCCUGGGCAACACAGCCAGAUCCGCCAGCACAAGAGACUACUUUCUGGGCGGUGCAGCCUUGAAAGAGGUCGAAGCCCCAAAGGACCUCGGUGUGCUGACGACCAGUUCCCUAAAGCCAUCCGCCCACUGUUCGAGAGUGGCAAAAACCGCAAUGCCCGUACUGUACGCCAUCAAGCGUGCGUUUAUGGACUUUGACGGAGAAGCUUUCUCUAAGACAUUCGGAACAUUCGUCCGACCGCAUUUGGAGUACGGCAUUCAAGGCUGGAGGCCGUGGGUGGUUGAGGAUCAAAACUUAGUACAAUUGAUGUCUCCUCAGAUCUCAUAAAGAAACACAUAAGCCGUUUGAAAUACUCACACUGCUCAGGAACGGACGGGAUUCCGAAUUCGAUUAUUAAACAAGCGUCCGACUUUCCCAUAUUGCUCAGUCAUUUAUUCUCGGUUUAUAUUUCAAAAGGAUUCUUUCCUGAAACAUGGAAAACGUCAAUUAUCAUUGCCGUUUUCAAGUCAGGAUCUCGGUCUGAUGUUAAUAACUAUCAGGGCGUGCACAAAACGCCGUCUCUAGGAAAACUUCUUGAAAGGAUUAUUUUCAAUGAAAUUCUUGACUUCUGUCUAGCUAAUCGGCUUCUGAGCUCUAGUCAGCAUGGAUUUUUACCUGAACGAUCCUGCGAAACAUGUCACUUGGCUUUUCUUAAUCUAAUCACUUCUCUUCGUAAUGAACGGCAGUCAGUGGUAGUUAUUUACUUUGAUCUUAGCAAAGCCUUUGACAAGGUGCCCCAUAGACGUCUUUUAGUAAAAUUGGAAGCUCUCGGCAUCCGGCCGCCUCUACUCGACUUUAUCAGGUCCUAUCUGUCCAACCGAUAUCAGAAAGUCAUUGUCGGUAAUAGCUACUCGACACCCCACCCGAUCACGAGUGGCGUACUUCAAGGCACGGUCCUGGGUCCGCUACUCUUCCUUCUGUACAUCAAUGAUAUUUCGACUGAACUCGGAAAUUUUCAAACUUUAAAUUCAUGCCGAUGUCCUCCAGUGUGUUUACUCAUACUCUAAGGACACCGCAAAUGUUUGUGUUGAAAAAAUUAAUGCCGAUUUACUACGCUUAAGCAGAUGGGGUUCGACAUGGCAGAUGGAGUUUUCAUCACCCAAGUGUAGUUUCAUGUCUUUUGGUCCUGCCAAACUUUCUGGUCCCAUAAUUUUUCAGAAUAACCCACUCCCAGAAUGCUUCAACAUAAAGGACCUAGGUCUAAGUUAUACAAAUAAGCUUGCCUUAUCACCUCCUGCAGAUAGAAUCUCUGCCAAAGCCGCGCAGAUAUGUGGAUUCAUAUCGCAUAAUUUUUUCCUUCCGGAAAUGAAGCUAAGACUUUAUCAAAUGUUUGUUCUUCCAGUCCUCGAAUAUCGCUGUCCUUUCUUCGGUUUAAUGAACGCCUGCGACCGUAAUAAAAUCGAAAAUAUUCAGAGGGUCUUCAUCCGGAAACUUUUCUCCCAAGCUUCGUCCGGUAUUUCUUGUACUCAGAGGUGUCAGCUGGCAAACAUGAAGUUUUUGUGGGUUAGAAGACUCGAAGCUGGCCUUUGCUUCCUUUUUCGCAUCAACUCUAGCUCCAGUCUUCCGCUCAUUGACACUCUCACUCCGAGAGAUCGGUCUUAUGCCACGCGCAACUCCUGCAUGGUGAUUCCGCCGCCUCUUUGUGCUACAUCUAAGCGCUCCCUCUUCUUUGCUUCCAAAUAUGCCUUCCUUUCGAAUAAUCUUCCGCCUGAACUUAAAUUAUCGCCUAAGUUACUGGUAUUCAAGUCGAAAUUGCGCAAACAUCUUACACCGGAAAGCAUAAAUGCCCUGUUAACGGUCUCAUCCCCGAACACUCAGAUUCUUGACUUCGAGAAGGGUCCUCCUGGGAUUUAG